AUGAGUGCCUAUGUUUUCAUGGUGAGAGUUGAUGAGUGGAUGGCAAAGGAAGGCCUUUUGGAUCCCACGGUCAAGUCUAUUUUUGUUACCUGUGGUGAUUGGGACUUGAAAGUAAUGUUACCUGGACAAUGCCAGUACUUAGGGCUUCCAGUUGCUGAUUACUUCAAACAGUGGAUUAAUCUCAAAAAGGCAUAUAGCUUUGCCAUGGGGAGCUGGCCAAAGAAUGGGCUCUUAGACAUGAACAAAGGGCUGAACUUACAGCACAUAGGAAGGCCUCACAGUGGGAUAG
Molecule: messenger RNA, 289 nt
Organism: Python bivittatus (Burmese python)
Lineage: Eukaryota; Metazoa; Chordata; Lepidosauria; Squamata; Pythonidae
Source: RefSeq, a predicted model, not a curated record